Bombus pascuorum is the source of this 10161-nucleotide messenger RNA. RefSeq names its product nucleolar protein dao-5-like. NCBI's taxonomy places the organism in Eukaryota, Metazoa, Arthropoda, Insecta, Hymenoptera, Apidae. The record is from RefSeq and is a predicted model, not a curated record. The coding region runs from base 1 to 2961 and encodes 986 amino acids. The transcript has 2 exons.
AUGGUCCCGUGCGCCCAGGGUCGCGUCAUCGUGGAAACGGCGCGUCCGGCGCUUCCGUAUUUCGCCACGUGUACCAGUUAUCGUCGACAAGUGGCGAUAACCAGCACCCCGAUCGAGAUAGCCAGUAUAUCUGGUACGUUCUCGAGUACCGCACAGACCGAUCAACAGUCAACGGGUUCUGGCAGCAACAGAGGCGCCAUCAGUAAGAUCCCGAUGCUUCCGGCUCACAGUACCGCGGCCAGACCAGAAGACCUCGGUGUAACGCCCUGGUACCUCGAGGAUUACCCUACCAUAGAUUCCUCGCCGGGGCCCAUGGGCGAUCGGAGCUCGUAUCCCUCGUACUCGCACAUGGACGCGGAAAUGAAACCGGAAAGCACGUCCACGAGGAAUAGCAGCAUCGACAGCGAGGUACCACGACCUGGUCCAGCGAGUGCCGCACCUAGGAAAGCGUACAUGGAUCUGAGAGACGCCAUCGCUCUGCUGGACGAAACCUGCCCGAACCAGGAGCCCAGUCCGUCCCUCACGCCGAGAACACCCAGGACUCCGUUAACGCCACACCCAAGGAAUAAACGGGCGCGAUCUAAGAGCAGCGACAACUCAUCGAACUAUAGCAGCGAGAAAUUAAACGAUCGAUCGUUCGAGAAAGAGGGUAAGGAGAAGAAGAGACCGUUUUUGAAGAAGAUCGGCAUCUCGAAGACGGAGGACAAGCCGUUCCUGGCGAAGCUUGCGCCUAGGAUAAUAGGCAAGCCUUACUUGGAGAAAAUCGGGCCUAGCAAGGCGGUGGAGAAACCUUUCUUGGACAAAAUUGGCUCGUCGAAGACGUUGGAUAAAUUUAUAUUCGAUACUCCGCGUUACGAAAAGUGGGGCGUUAAGAAUGAGACAUGCGUGGAGGAAGCAACGACAAAGACCGAGGAAACGAGGAAGGCGGAAGAGAGAAAGGUUCGCAAGAACAUGAGAGUGGAGCAAUCAUUUGACGUUCAACGUAGAAGGUCUGCUAAAGGUCCUUUGUUGAAGAUGUAUUCGUUCGAAACCGAGGAUCUAGAAUCGACUGUGCAAGUAAAGGAACUUCGAGAUCCUCUCAGAGGCGCUUCCUUGGACGAUGUCCUGGACUCCGGGCCUAGCUCUUUGCCGUUGGAUACUACCACCACGACGGAAGAAUCGCCUAAAUUGGAAACGAAGGAACGGGCUAGCAAUGGAGCUGAAUUGCUCAUGUGUCGCGUUACAACUAGCGAGGAAAUCAUUUUUACUAACGCAAGUGUCAGUUCUGAUAAAGAACUUAAUAGUUGGGACAAUUCGCCAAGAAAAAGAUGGCUGCUGAAGAGAGAUCCAUCGACACCAAGAACACCUACUCAUCGAAAGGUGAUUCAGAGCUCCCAGGCCGUUGAACAGACGCAAGAUAGCGUUCCCAAUUCGCCAGUGAAACGUCCAAUCUCAUCUGUUCUGCCGGAUCAAACCGAACCACAGGCUGACUCUUCGGAGAAAAAUAUUUAUUCGCCGAUGAAGACCAGAAGACAGACGUACGAGGACCUGCUGGACAGGGAUGGCAAGGAUCAGAGUGGAAAACCUAGCAAACAGGCGCAGUUUGAGAGAAGAGGCAUUUCUUCGGAUAAUCUUUUGUCCAAGGAUCGCUCUAUCGCUUCUGUUGUAUACCAAGAAAGAGACCAGGUCGAAAAAACUAGGGAAGCAUCGUCAGAGGAUUCUCUGGCGCAUAGGAUAGGUCAGGAGUAUUCCAAAGAAACGUUCAAACAGCUUCAGGAUAAGUUCAAGUACCAUGAAAUUCCUACUGAAACAUACGCAGACUUCAAAAGACGUACAAGAGGUAAUGCUCAAAGCAUAAUUGGAAGGCAACAGGAACGACUAAGAGCGAAUAACAUCGUGCCAGAUGCUCGUGACAAAAGUCCCAAGGAUCCUACGUCAAAAACAGACGAAACGUCAAAGUCGGUAAGUUCGACUCCCGCCAAGAUGGAAACAGAUUCGACUUUGGAAAGCAAGAACGAAGUGGUACGAGUCCAUGGAGGUACAGUUAGGUCUGUGCUGAAGAAACAACAGGGAAUAGAUCACCCUAGUGAUCAAGACUCGGACACUAAUUCAUCCAUAAGGCGACCAAAGAGAAGGAUCUUCCACGAACCGUCGCAAGAGACGAUGGACUUGCUGACUGAGCUAAGAAAGGUGAAGAGUUUGCUAAAGACUCCGUCGUGGGAGAAGGAGGAUCUUGAACUGGAUAAAAAACCAGUUCGACAGCCUAAGCGUAUUCUGUUGACUGACAAGGAAUUCUGUCUGUCCGUUGAACGGGAAAAUAGUAUUCGCCGUCCGUCGAGGGUGAUCAAUUCCCUAGAAAGAACAGAGGAAGGACAGCUUGAUAGGAAGCAAGAGGAAGAUCGGCAAAAAGAGAAGGAAACGGAGGAAGAAACGAAGGAGUCCGAUGGAGGAAUUCCUGGCCCGGCUCUGUUUGAGAAGAAGUGUUUGUCGUUGGACUAUGCCGACGAGGAAAAACCACACAAACCAGAAGCUAGAGCUAUUUCUAUGGCUCCUGCCAGGAAUUUGCCUUCGGAGGUUGAGGAAGCGGUCGAUUACUCGGAUGUAGCGUUGAUACGCGACUCCAAAAGCUAUUCCUCCGAUGUUUUCAACGCUGCAUCGGAUGAAACUAACGAGAAAGAGCGCGGUAGCGACUCGGAGAAAAACGUUCCGAAGAAUAUGAGCCAGAAUCACUGCGCCGAAGUGGAUAUCGCUAUUCCUAUCGAUCAGAAGGCAAGCAGUCCAAAGGGUAGGGUUCAGAUUCAGGGUAGGACUAGCGAUCUUUACGAGAUCAUAUCCCCGAGAUCAACGCCAUUCCGAGUAAAAAAGCGACUCGGAAAGAUCUCUGUCGAGGAGACGGUCAAGCCGGAGAGUUUCACCCUAGGUUCUAAGGUCGACUGCCGAUCCACCGUUGCCCAGAAACGGACCAAGUGCUUCCCUUUAUAACGCACGCCGACCUGCCAGUGGGCGAAACGCUCUCUGACGACGUCCUGUGUUUGGCGUUCACUCUGAACGAAAUUCGGACCGAGAAUAAUGGCAAAUCUAUUGGUCGUAUCGUUUAACUCUUCUGAUAAAGAUGGAUGGUGAGAUCGAUUUUGGAAGCGAAUCGUUUAAUUCUCGAGUAUUGUUUUUUCGCUGUUUAAACAAAUCUCUCUUUUUUCAACGGUGAUCACAAUAACAAUAGAUUGUUCCGAGAUUGGAAGAUGAUCAUUUACGAGGAAUUUCUGAAUUCUGACAAGCGUUUCUGGUUAUUGAUCGUUAGAUACAGCGAUUCCACGGUUGUCAAGAAUAAAUGUAAUUUGAUAAAUAACAAACGUGUUAUGCAAAAUUAAACGAUGAUGUAUCAGGAGGGUUAACAUGGCCUGGUGUACUGCCACGCCCUUAUCUCGCUCUCAAUUUCUAUCAGGGCGAAAAUAGCGAUCAACAUUCGCAGUUGUUCUUGGGGAUAAUCAUACGAACUUAAAUUCAACUCCCAUUUCUUUUUUCUUUUUUCCUUUACCGACAAACACGAUCAAAAAGUACAUAAACAGGACGAAUGAUAUUUCCUAAGAAACUAUCGUGGGGAACUUAUGUAAAUUUUUGAUUUUCAAUAAACUUAUGAUUUUCGGAACGUCCAUUUUCUCCAAGAUGCAAGCGAUUAGAGACGGGGAGAAUUUCCUUAAAGCUCGAGAGUCGUCAGUGCUUCACACUUACGCGGAUAAUAUUCUAAAAACGCAUCCCGACCACUUUUUACCCGACGUUUCGCGAUAGGAAACGGCUCGAAGAAGCUCGACAGAUCGACGCGAAAUUUUCCAUGCAGUGUAUUAUAUCCGAACAUCCGACAACGACGAAAAAACGGUGUCGCGCGCACACUUCCGCCUGUCGAGCAGUGCCUUGUUCGUGGAUAUAUUUAUUUAGACAAAAAUGAGAAAAAACAAAAAAACGAAGAAACGAUUAAGCGAAAGAAUUACGAAGAAUCCUAUCGAACGAUAAUUAAGUAAAAAUGAAGAAAAAAAAAAAAGAGAAAAAUCACAAAAAAAAAAUAUAUAUAUAAUAUAUAUUCCGACUGCGGGCCGGAUUUUCUGAAUGGGUCCAUGGAGUUGUGCUUUCGAUUACGCGCAUCACGAAUGUUCUUCGACGAAUUUUUGAGAAAAAGGAAACUUUCGCUAAGCUUCCGAAAUUAUAUACGAAAGCAGAAUGAAUUCGUACUCUUUUGAAAAAUCUAUUUGGAUCAGAAGCUUCGUUCAAGUUAGUUAUGUUACUCGAAUUCAACGGAUUAGUAGCAAUAAGACUUUAAGUUUGAAUUCGUACAAGUCGAGUUACUUAACUUUCGAUUCGAUAAUUUGUCUUUAAGAGAAUAUUUCUAAUGGAAAAUAGAGAAGGAAGCAGUUGUGUAUGCGAAUGAAACGUUAAUUAUAUAAUUAUAAACGUAAUUUGUAAUCCACCCUGUGAUGUAUAUCGUAUAACGUAACGCAAAAUCACCUCGAUGGAGAUUAAAGCUGUCCUAACAAGAAGAAAGUAAAUGGUAUAGAAUCUCGCUUGGAUUUACUCGAAUUUGAAUUAUUUGAACGUAGGUAACUGGGCUAAUCUGAACGAAGUUAAAGGGACGAUCGUGAACAGAAGAGACUAGGAAAUCUCGCGAGAGAGUGCAACUCCCACGCUUGCCAAGCCUAUUCCCUGUUCGGCGAAGCGCGUGACGUUUUAACGACGUAAAGAAAAACGUAAUAUAUUAUAUCGUAUCGGAGAAUAACAGAUUGUUACGUUCCUCUUAUAAUUUUCUAGAGGUAGAUAGGAUUGAUAAACAACACUCAAUGGAAUAAUACGGAAAGUAAAGAAUAAAUGUAGAUAUAUAAAUAUAAAUGUAUAUAUAUAUAUAGAGAGAGAGAGAUUUACAUAUAUAUAUAUAUAUAUAUUUAUAUUAUACACAGGCAAAAAAUACAAUGACACGUAAGGAAAAAAAAAAAGAAAAAAUGGUACAUACUAUCGUUACUCCGAUGGAAUAUUUGUACGUAUUCUAUAUACUAUAUAUAUUAUAUAUAUGACUAUUAGAGACUAAAGCGAGUUGGUAUAUAUGUAUAUAUAUACUUGCCACGUGGUGUAUACGCGUAUGUAUAUAUAAAUAUAUAUAUAGAAGCGUAUGUGUACCUAAAUAGGUGUACUUGUACGGAUCCUAUAGUUGACGAAAUGUGCCAAACAAAGAUACGAUUUAUUGUAUGUUAUGGAGUUACUUUUAUAUACAUAUAUUUAUACAGAGGGUUUACGUAAAGUAUAUAAAACCCCGAAUUGAAGAUUCUUAACGUAUUCUAAGUGUAGAGAAACUCUGUCAAUGUGGUACGCGGCGUGAAAUACGUCGCGCCCUUUUGUUUAACCGAUGUACAGGAUGAUCCAUUUAUUACGAUCGUUUCAAAUAUCUCUCCUAUGUUUAAGGAGAGAAAGGAGAAAUAUCCGUAAUACCGAUAAUACCAAUAGGUAUAUGAAAAGUUAUUUGAAAUAUAAUUUACAAAAGGUACGAUCUAUCGCGAUUAAAUAUUCGAUCAAUUCAAUAGGCAUAUAGAAAUUCUUAAUUCCCACGUUUGUAAUUCAAUGUGAAAUUUUAAGUAAUUAACGCCAUACGAUUAUAUUAACACCGAACGAUUAAUUUAUUUACGGUAAUCGUUAAGCAUUGCUUUUCUCAUUCAAAAACUGCAAUCAUCGAUUAUACGAGAUAACAGUGUCUUUUUUAAUAAAUUAGUAAAAUUCUAGCUACGGAGUGUCAAUCACGAGAAAGCUCAAAUUACAGUCAUUUUAUUUACGGUAAUCGUUAAGCAUUGCUUUUCUCAUUCAAAAACUGCGAUCAUCGAUUAUACGAGAUAACAGUGUUGUUGCGACCGUUCGCGAUGAGACGCGGUCGCGAGGAAACACGUCAGCGAGAGUCGUAAAUUCUCGCUACGAUUCGGCUAAUCGACGCCGCGAAAUGGUCGCUCCCCGCGUUUCGUUUAGGAUAACCGGGGUGAUUUACUGAAUGCAACUUAUUCUACGAUUGUAGAAUAAAUAUAUAUUUGUAUCACAAUAACACUUACAGCUUAUAUAAGGUGUCGGUUUAAAUAGUAUCGGAAGUUAUCACUAGAAUGUUCGAGUUAUAUCUUAUACAAUGUGACUGAUUUGGACGCGACCGUACAGAGAGUUUUCGACUGCGACUGAUCGGUUAGAAUGUUAGAUUGCGACUUUACGAUGCUUCUCAGUGAGUUCGUUGGACUGAGCGAUCGUGGUAGACGUGUUGAUUGAAUUGACGACGAAGACGAACUGACUUGAUCGUGACGAUGCUGUGUCGGAGGUGAGCUAAGGAAGGGUGUGUCUAACGCACGGAAUCAUCCGAUUUGUUGAUGACAGUUUUUGGUUGGAGAAGUGAGGGCAAUAGAAAUUGUUUCUAUUGGUUAGUAAGACUAUCGAUGGACUAGGAAGGGUAUUAGCCACCCUCGAUGGAAAGUUGGGAGUAGGAGGCAUCGCACGUGUGAACACUUAGCGAUCACGUGUUUUCCAGACGUUAACCAGAAACCUUAGAAAACGCUUUCGUGGAAAAGUCCUUGUUUGCGAUGAAAGACUUUCGCCAGAGUUUUCUGAGAUUUAUAUUCAGCCUGUGAGUGUUUUCAAGAGUACGCGAUAAGGAUGUGCGGACAUCUGGCUGCCAUCCGUCCGCGAUAUGAGGUCCGGCUCAGGUAGAGAGUCGGCCGACGUAACAAGUGUCUUUUUUAAUAAAUUAGUAAAAUUGUAGCUACGGAGUGUCAACCACGAGAAAGCUCAAAUUACAGCCAAUUUAUUUACCGUAAUCAUUAAGCAUUGCUUUUCCCAUUCAAAAACUGCAAUCAUCGAUUAUACGAGAUAACAGUGUCUUUUUUAAUAAAUUAGUAAAAUUGUAGCCACGGAGUGUCAACCACGAGAAAGCUCAAAUUACAGCCAAUUUAUUUACAGUAAUCAUUAAGCAUUGCUUUUCCCAUUCAAAAACUGCAAUCAUCGAUUAUACGAGAUAACAGUGUCUUUUUUAAUAAAUUAGUAAAAUUGUAGCUACGGAGUGUCAACCACGAGAAAGCUCAAAUUACAGCCAAUUUUAAUGGACGAGUGGACUCGCGUAAACCUAAGUUCAUCUCACGAGACAUUUGUCUUCGUAAAGUUUUAAAGAUCGUCGUUCUUCGCCGUCUGUCUUCUUCCUUAUCGAAAACGGAGUAUAUUUGAAGCGAUCGUGCUUUAUGGAUCAUCCUCCAUAUAUAUGCGUAUAUAUAAUAAACGAAUGUGUAUGUGAGUAGAAUAAUAAGAGAGCAGAAAAUUCGCGCAGUGUCGGUAGAACAGUAAUAUCGAGCUCAAACAUCGUCUUCGAUUCGAGGAAUUAUAGAUUUUGAAGAAAACGCUCUGUAUCGUUACGUGAGCGCGGACGCAUCCACACGAUCGUAGGUGUUUAAACGCGCGUGUAGCAAGUACGCGCGAAUUGUCCAUUGCACAGGUGAAGGUGCGCGUGCAGAUUACGCGUAUGCGUUCGUGUACCUAUAUGAGUGGAUAUCGUAUAUGGUACUUACACGUACACGUAUUCUCAUCGGCUAUAAUUUUAUUUAAAAAUCACUAUCCACCCGUGGUACUCGUUGUUUCUCCAUCAGUUCACCCCUUUUUCUUUCGACCUACUCAAAUUUAGAAAAUCAUAAAAAUUUCCUAUUUUAGCGUUUCUACGAUAAUUGUCGGAUCGAUUCAGGAAUCUUUUUCUAAAAUUAUUAUUUUUUAUCGUAGCAUUGUCGUAACUUAGUUUCUCUGAUUAUUCUCUGACUUUUAAAAUAAUUCGUGAAAUAAUCGAAUAAUAUAAUUUCUUCUCUAUUUCCUUAGUCUUUUUUUUUUUCUUUAAUUAUAGAAAUUUAAUUAUAAAAAUUUGGUCAUUUUGUGCGAAGAAACUUAAUUCGCUGUCAGAGUUAAGAUUCUUUUUAUCUGAUAUGACACAGUAAAGCGUAUCGUUGAUCGAUUCGAACGAAUCUGUUACAAUUAAAAGCAACGAGUACCUACUUGCUCGUAUGGAACAUAAUUCACGAUUUUCUUGUUCGGUAAACCCCGUGCAAUGCGCAUCGUUUACGUUCGACAAAGUGCAAUCAAAAAAUAUGGUGAGGCAGGGUUCGCGUUCUAAUUCGGGGCAUAAAUCGUCCAGACUCGUUCUUAACUUGGAAAAAGUGAGAGGAACAUCACAACAGCUAUCCGUCCAUCUUAUCGGCUGUCCAUGCUCUUCGUCUGUGUGUGUACCGCUAGAAAUGCGUGCUUCUCAUCUACAUAUAUAGUUGUCCAUGCAGAACAUCCUUUGCUUUUUACAUAACGACGUCGGAUGAAAUCGAGAAUGAUAAUGGAAGAAAAGUUAUUUUCAUUUGUAAGAAAAAAUCUUUAAUAGAUGCUGUGCUGUUUAAGAGAAAUUUAAGGAUCGCGUAAUGUAGCACAAGAAUAUACAUUUGGAAGAAUAUCAAGGAGAUCUAGAAACAGAAUAUUCUGCUAAUAAUUACAAAGAAAAGACUUUUUUUAAAUAAAGGUUUUUUAAAAAAAAAUCUUUAAAAACUGAUAGACGAAAAUUACUUUCCAAAUAAUCGUACAAAGUUUCAUCUACUCUUUCGGGUCGUGAAAUUUGAUUUUCAAAAUGAAAAGCUUCCAUACUUCUGGUACUGAAGAUUUAGAUAAAAAAUUAUUUAUAAUUAGCAAAUGAAAAGAAUAUUCCUUAAGGAUAAUCUAUUUUAGGCACAGAGGACCAGAAACGAAAAUGAAUUUUGCUUCGAUGGUUCACAAUUCGAACCGUAGAUAUUCAGAAGAAAAGCAACGUUAGGUAGAUGAAAAGCACGCAGAUCCGUUCUAAAGUAUUAAAAAACACAGAUCAAAGAUUCGCGAGGAGUAGAGAUCGUUAUAUUCGGGUUUUAAACUAAGUACGUUUCUUUCUCGCGGGCGAGAUUUUAGUGGCCGAGAACGAAACCCUAAACACGUCCAUUCGUCACGGUCGCAUGCAUGAACUUUUAAAGUUUUAUUGAAGAAGAAUUUAUGGGCCGUAUUAGAAAGUUAGCCGUACGAUUUUCUUAUUCCCGCUGGAAAUUUCGCGCUCGAAUGAAUUUUAAGGAUUUUACGCCCCAAUCAAUCGGAGAUCGUUUUUAUUCGAUUAUUCUAUCACAUUUUACUGGAGUAUUUUACUGGAGCUUCGUUGCUACGAAAGAAUAACGAAGAUUCUUUUAAAAAAGAAAGGAUUUCUUUUUCUAUUUAUUUGUUUGUCACUCCUGACGAAUUUCUUCUAUCGUUGUUUGGCCGAAUGGUUGCUAAUGUUUUAAUAUUUCAAGGGAAAGUGGAAUAUCGAAGUGUGGUAUUAUAAAAUCGGGAAAGAUUUUGAUAUCGAAUGAUUGGAUAGUUGUUGUUACACUAAAAUAUAUAGUAUAUUUUAUUUGUUGUAAAAGAAAGAUAAUAUAUGAAUGCACAUGUGAGACAACGGAGAAGCUUUUGAAACGUAAACGUACAGAUACUUGGACUAAUCGACAAUAUGAUGGAAAUGACCUAACGUUUAAUGUUUCUUUCAAGCUCGUUGAAAGCAUGUACAGAUUUAUUAGAUUUUUUAAAUGUUGAAUGUUUAUGUUGUCCAAUUGAAACUGUAUUCUAAGUAUUCUAAGCGAAUCUCUUGCAAGAUGUACUAGACUUGAAGAUACGUAUUGUUCGAGCGUCGAGUAUUUAAAUUACGCGCGCAAUUCACAAGCCGAACCUCGGAACUUUGGACGCGUAUUAUGUCUUUCAAACGAUGAUUGUUCUUUUUUUUUUUUCUUAUGAGAUUUUUGGCAAUAAAAUUAAACGUCUCUGUGAAAUAAAAAGAAAGAGAACGAUGUUGUCGCGAAUCAAGCGACAGGAUGAAUUUUUUAAAGCGCAAGACGUUAAAGCGUUCAAGAACUCAUUUUCACCAAGUUUGUCAUAUUUGCAAUUUCUCCCUUCCGUGCAUCGUUUUGCCCGAAAAAGUACGAAAUGCCAUGAAAAAACGUUGAGAACGAGUUCUAAAUGCAAUCCAUUUAUCGAACUGACAUUAAAUGGCGAGCGAAUGAGCGACGUUUUGUAAAUUGUGUGAUAAGUGAUUUAAAUAAAAACACGAUGUGGUACAUUUUGUGUAACAUUGGUACAUUGUUGUAAAUAAUAAAUAGAUCGUAUGUUGUA